AUGGAACAAUCCUUCAGUGAUCGCGUUCGGUCUGUUUUGGGAGAAAAUUCGUCGACGCCUGCAGAAACCGGAGACGGUUGGUUUUCACGGUUUCGACAGUCAUUGCCUUGGGCAGAUGGUUACACGGCUGUCCCGACCACGACGAAUUCGGAUUCUGAUGCGUUGUUCAAUCGGUCUGACUUUACCUUAAGUCGAUGGGAACGUAUCUUGCUUUUUGCACUUUGUCUUAUUGGAAGUAUCACUUGUUACACAGUUGCCUGCUUUAUGUUCCCUACACUUGUUCUCCGUCCUCGAAAAUUUAUUUUGCUCUGGACGUACGGCAGCAUUUUAUGUGUUUUGGCCUUUGCUAUAUUGAUCGGCUUUAAAGCUCAUUUUGUUCAACUGGUUUCUUCUGAACGUCUUCCUACGACUCUCGCUUAUUUCUUAACAUUGGCAUGCACGCUUGUUUCGACGGUAAAGCUUCAUUCCACCAUUCUCAGCAUCGUUUUUGGUGUCAUGCAUUUGUUGGCCCUUAUCGCGUACAUUGUCGCCUUCUUUCCCUUUGGAGCGCGCACAGUUUCGCUUGGCUCACGCAUUGCCUCUCGUUCUCUUUCCAACUGGCUUCCUUAA
Messenger RNA from Schizosaccharomyces japonicus yFS275, 609 nucleotides. RefSeq lists its product as hypothetical. Bases 1 to 609 code for a protein of 202 amino acids. The transcript is spliced from 3 exons. Gene Ontology annotation, cellular component: membrane; Golgi membrane; endomembrane system. The record is from RefSeq and is a predicted model, not a curated record. Gene Ontology annotation, biological process: vesicle-mediated transport. Lineage: Eukaryota; Fungi; Ascomycota; Schizosaccharomycetes; Schizosaccharomycetales; Schizosaccharomycetaceae.